Messenger RNA from Pseudovirgaria hyperparasitica, 2510 nucleotides. RefSeq lists its product as uncharacterized. The coding region runs from base 160 to 2013 and encodes 617 amino acids. Gene Ontology annotation, molecular function: protein binding. Lineage: Eukaryota; Fungi; Ascomycota; Dothideomycetes; Acrospermales; Acrospermaceae. The transcript has a single exon. The record is from RefSeq and is a predicted model, not a curated record.
CAGCACUACUAUAUCGCGUCAAGAGGUGGCAUUCUGUUGGAGCUCGCGAUCAUCUUCCCGAAACCACACAAGCGCUUAGAAUCCUGUCAGCGGAUUAUAUCUUCCUCCUCUAGGCCACGUUGAACCCUCAGGAAGUCAUCUGACAAUGUUGCGGUAGCAAUGCAGACAGUCUGGUCUCGAGCAGUUCAGACUCGAUGUACAUGCCGAUGCGCCCAAUGCAUCUCGAAGCCCUCGACAGCAAGUCGACGGGCUGCUUUAACAACAUCAAGGAAAAUCACUUUACCUGGGCCGUCCGCGACCUUCUUAUACUCGACGAUCUUCGCCACGGCUGUGGUAGCCGAUAGCAAGGCGAAGCAAAAGAGGAGGAAACAAUGGGACGACGCGAUCGCAGAUGUGAAAGGACAGAUCGAGGAACAUAACGUUCAAACACAUACAACAGAAGAGCUCCCACGGAAUGACGGGGCCGAGAAUCGUAGGACAUUGGGACUACAAGCGUCCAAGCCCUUGCGCGCAGCUUUUGCUCCUCUUCAGGUGGGCUCCGGCUUGCCAGCCCAUCUACAUGACGCAGUCAUUAAGCCGCACGCUUUUCUCCAACCGAACUCUAGCCUGCUGUCAGAUUCCGUGAAGACUCCUCUCUCCACGUUCCAGGAACAUAUCGACGAGAGCAAAGAAGCAAAAGUCCCCGAACGACCACUUGAAUCUAAGAGUUUAGCAUCGUACUUCAAUACCAGCCAUACCGAAAAAACAAGAUUCAUGCCAGCACACACAGGACCUCGGGUGCCGCUGUGGUGUCAAGCGCCCCAAUCUAUAUAUGCAGAACCCAGACGGCGUGCGGCGUGUCACAGUAGAUCAUGGACUGCGAAGAAAGUUCGCAUCUCCGAAGUGCAAGUUUUCAUGUUCAUCCUCCAUAUCUUGGGUCUAGCCUCGCCAUCAGAGGAGGAUCUAGCUACCUGCUCACCGCAGCUCAAGACACUUGCCUCGGCAAGAACAUCGCACGAUUGGCACCUAGAAGAGUACCACCAGGCGGUCUUUUGCGCCACCGCGGACCUUGAAGGAUUUGAUAGGCCUAGACCAUGGCUAUGUCCACAUUUCAGACUGGAGAAGGACGAGCUUCAUCACGAUACUUUGUCACAGCUGCAUGACAACCUCAGAUGUUUAUUAACCUCUCCGACCUCUCCCUACGGCUCGGCAUCAGUCAGUCAGCAAUCCAUAUGUGUCCAGAUUUGCGACCUCCUACUCACAUCGGUCGCCGCGCCAGACGUUCGCACGUACAAUAUCCUACUUUCUGGUUUGGUUCGGUUGGGUCUACAUGAAUUCGCCCAGAAAAUUAUUGAUUGCAUCAUGAACUCUCGCAUUCGCCCGAACGAGAUCACGUGUGCCGCUAUCCUCCACUACUACAUCGAGCAAGGAGAUCCGGCGAAGUUCAGUGAAUAUAUUGCCAAGAUGCGCGGCCUCCACGGUGGACUUAUGAAAGCCAAUCCAACCAUCACUAUAACGGAGAUUGGUGCGCCUCGACUCAUUCAAGCGGGGAAUCAAAUCAUUCAGAAGGUCUCACCUUCCCCUAUAGUCUUUUAUGAGCUUAUAAGGGGCGUCCUGCAAUUCGCAGGAUUCGAGCGCGCGCUCGAGAUAUACAUCAACAUGCACAGUGAUGGCUGGGGGCUCGACGUGCGGGGCAUCCGCCUGUUCCUGUACCACUGCGUCGUGCACUCGGACUUCAACAUCGGCAUCACGUUCUGGCACCAACUGAGGUCGCUCGUGGGCGAUCGCCCAAGCGAAGUCGACAUCAAGGACUUCAGCAUUAUCCUCGCGCUUUGCAAAGUCACGGGCAGAACUGAAAUCUACGCCAGUAUCUAUAGUGAGGCCGUGACCGUGCAUGACAAGGGUGUCCUGUCCAAUAUGAUCCGCGGUCAUGUGCUCAGCCUCGAUCCAAAUAGGUUGGACGAGACGCUGGAGGCGCGCUUUAAUAUCGCUAGCAAGCAAGUGCCUGUCCGGACUGCGUUCGACGAAGCGUGAGGGUCUCCCUAUUUAGGUUAUAUUUCUCCAACCAAACUUGCAUCUGGCUAGCAAGGGAGAGUUUUUUAUUUGUAUGCUUCCCACGAUGGACACUUCUGUGGAAUACGAGGAGUGGCUUUGUGCAUUUCUGGGGAUCUUCGCUACUUACUGUGUAGCGAGAGGGCUAUAUGACACGCAUAAUCAUUGAAACAAAUGAACGUAGACGCAGGAAAUCUGCUGACUCUGCUUUAUAACAGCAGUGUCUCGGAUGCCGAUCCGGGGUGGUGGAUACCCUCUGGGGUCUUUUCUCUCAUGAAUAUUUCAGGUCCCAAGCAAAGGCGUAUAGAGAGACAAGUCUUCACGACUGUGUCGAUAGAAAAAGCCUGCUUUCAACGCAGCAUCGUUAGUCAUGAAUUGUAUAUAUAUGUAUGUGUGUAUAUAUAUGUAUGUGUGUAUAUAUAUGUAUGUGUGUAUAUAUAUGUAUGUGUGUAUAUAUAUGUAUAAAAUGAACAAAUACC